Messenger RNA from Letharia lupina, 528 nucleotides. RefSeq lists its product as uncharacterized. The record is from RefSeq and is a predicted model, not a curated record. The transcript has a single exon. Bases 1 to 528 code for a protein of 175 amino acids. NCBI's taxonomy places the organism in Eukaryota, Fungi, Ascomycota, Lecanoromycetes, Lecanorales, Parmeliaceae.
AUGCCAACAGUCCACUCAUUGCCCAACACUUCGACUCACGGGACAGAUCAGAUCUACAGUCCCGCUGCUGCCCAAAGAUUACCAACCCACGCUUCAUCGCUACGGACCCCAACAUCGCCACGCGCGAGCUUUGUGACCGACUCCCGGGCAAAUAUCAACUACACCGUACAAUGCACCACGACCCACUCAUCGAGGGCGAGACAUUCACCGACGUCGACAUCGUGUCUCCCUCGUUCGGCAAAUCCGACAUCACCUCCCGCGCUUCCAACGGAUGCAGCGUACCAAUUCGAGUUCCUCCAAACCUCCACCUUGAACAUCGUUGCAAAGACUGGCAAAACAGCCAGAAUGACCGAAACGCGCGUCUUCCGACUUCAAAACGAAGAAUGGAGCAUCUGGAACGUCGACGGCGAUGGGGCCGUGAUGGGGGAACUGGCGGAGUUGGCGCUGGGGCACGUGAUUGAGCCGCCGAUAGAUUUCGGCCCGCACCAGUUCCAGGAGGCGCAGCUGAAAGCGGUGCAGCGGCGGUAG